CAUCCAGUCACUCCGGCCUCAGGUGGCGGGUCUGGGCAGGCUACAAGGAACAAGCAUAUUCUGCAGCGUCAGGCAGUACCCCGUGGCAUGCCGGACACCGGCCGUGCAAGUCAUACGCAUCGAUACAUCCUUCCUUUGCUUCAUCAAUGCGACUUUCAUCAAAGAGAGGAUCAUGGAGUGGGUAAGGGUAGAAGUGGACACAUCCAAUGAGAAGGUCAGGGAAAGGGUGCACUCAGUUUUCCUUGACAUGUCAAAUGUGGUGAACAUUGACACUUCAGAACUGGUGGGAUUGGAAGAAAUUCACAAGGAGCUGGCGUCCCUCGGCAUACAGAUGGCUAUUGCCAGUCUAGGAUGGCAGGCAAUUCAGAAGAUGAAGCUGGCACACGUUGUUGACAGGAUAGGAGAAGAUUGGAUUUUCCUGACAGUAGGUGAAGCAGUGGAAGGAUGCCUAACUGCACACAAGGGCAGUGCUAUGGAGUGUUGAGUGUAUGCUAGUAGAAAUAACACCAUUUGUUGUGGAUUUGUAUCUAGUGAGCAUGGUUUACAUACCUCCGCAAAUGCUUACAAAUAGUAACAGACGCAACAAUGACAAAACAUGUACGUGUUCUGUAGAAAUUAAGCACAUUAACUAGAGUGG
This is a messenger RNA of Triticum dicoccoides, 637 nucleotides long. RefSeq names its product low affinity sulfate transporter 3-like. The record is from RefSeq and is a predicted model, not a curated record. Gene Ontology annotation, cellular component: membrane. Gene Ontology annotation, biological process: transmembrane transport. The transcript is spliced from 4 exons. Lineage: Eukaryota; Viridiplantae; Streptophyta; Magnoliopsida; Poales; Poaceae. The coding region runs from base 173 to 484 and encodes 103 amino acids.